CGGACGCCGGGUUGCGAGCAUGCUGCGCAAGCUCACCCUCGACCAGAUCAACGACUGGUUCACCAUCGGCAAGACCGUGACCGAUGUGGAGCUGCUGGGCUCGCCGCCCGUCCUCCCGGCCGACGCGGCCAGGGAUGAGGCACAGCGCAGGGACGCGGCCCCCGGCGUCGGCCCCGAGGCCCCGGCUCCGGCCCAGGCCCGGCCGAUGGUGCCCAGGAGGCCACUUAGCCAGACGAGCCCAGAAAUGGAGUAUAUUAACAAAUACAGACAGCUUGAAGCACAAGAAUUGGAUGUGUAUGGCAGUGAUCAUUCAAGCAGGGGGCCAGGUCCACGGCCUCCUUCAGCUAAACCAAGCAAUGCGAUAUGCAUCCCAGACACAACGUAUAAGUACCCCGAUUUGCCUGUAAAUCGAUGUAAGGAAGAGGUCAUUUCUUUGAUAGAAAGUAACUCUGUGGUGAUCAUACAUGGUGCCACGGGCAGCGGUAAGAGCACUCAGCUCCCGCAGUACAUCCUGGAUCACUACGCUGAGCGCUCCGCCUACUGCAACAUCGUGGUCACCCAGCCCCGCAAGAUAGGGGCCAGCAGCAUCGCCCGCUGGAUCAGUAGAGAGCGCGCCUGGACUCUGGGUGGUCUGGUGGGCUAUCAGGUGGGGCUGGAGAAAGUAGCAACGGAAGACACCAAGUUAGUGUACGUGACGACCGGGGUCCUGCUUCAGAAAGUCGUCGGCGCCAAGAGCUUGAUGGAGUUCACGCAUGUCUUCAUUGAUGAAGUACACGAGCGGACUGAAGAAAUGGAUUUCCUGUUGUUGGUAGUUCGUAAACUUUUAAGAACAAAUUCACGUUUUGUGAAGGUGAUCCUGAUGUCAGCCACCAUCAACUGCGAGGAGUUCGCGGACUACUUUGCCGUUCCUGUUCAGAACAAGAUGAGCCCUGCAUAUAUUUUUGAAGUGGAAGGAAAGCCGUAUUCCAUCGAAGAGUAUUAUCUUGAUGAUCUGGAGCACAUUCAUCAUAACAGGCUGUCUCCCCACCGGCUGGAGGAGCCAGCGAUAACUAAGGAUGUGUAUGAAGUCACUGUCUCCCUGAUUCAGAUGUUCGACGACCUGGAUCUGAAGGAGAGUGGCAGGAGCAGGACCUGGUCGGGGGCCCCAUCUGCGCCUGUGCGGAGCAGCGUGCUGGUGUUUCUGCCAGGUCUGGGUGAAAUAAACUAUAUGCAUGAACUUCUCACAAACAUGGUUCACAAAAGGUUACAGGUCUAUCCACUCCAUUCGAGUGUGACUUUGGAAGAACAGAAUAAUGUGUUUUUGAGCCCAGUGCCCGGGUACAGAAAGAUUAUUCUGUCCACAAACAUUGCGGAGAGUUCUGUCACAGUUCCAGAUGUCAAAUACGUUAUAGAUUUUUGUUUGACUAGAACUCUGGUCUGCGAUGAAGACACGAAUUACCAGAGUCUGCGGCUGAGCUGGGCCUCCAAGACCAGCUGCAGCCAGAGGAAAGGCCGUGCCGGACGAGUGUCUAAAGGAUACUGUUACAGACUUGUAUACAAGGAGUUCUGGGACAACUCCAUCCCUGACCAUGUCAUUCCUGAGAUGUUGCGCUGUCCCUUGGGAAGCACAGUGUUGAAAGUGAAGUUACUUGACAUGGGUGAACCGAGAGCCUUGCUGGCCACGGCCCUAUCCCCGCCCAGCCUGAGCGGCCUGGAGCGCACCAUCCUGCUGCUGAAGGAGGUUGGAGCGCUUGCAGUGAGCGGGCAGAGAGAGGAUGAGAACCCCCAUGACGGUGAACUGACCUUCUUAGGAAGAGUGUUAGCCCAGCUUCCUGUCAGCCAGCAGCUCGGGAAACUCAUCGUCCUCGGACACGUGUUUGGGUGCCUGGACGAGUGUCUUAUCAUAGCGGCAUCUCUUUCGUUGAAGAAUUUUUUUGCAAUGCCUUUUAGGCAGCAUCUGGAUGGAUAUAGGAACAAAGUGAAUUUCUCUGGCAACAGUAAGAGUGACUGUAUCGCACUUGUUGAAGCAUUUAAAGCUUGGCAGGCUUGCAGACAGCGAGGAGAGCUGCGGCACCCAAAGGAUGAACUUGACUGGGGACGGUUAAAUUACAUUCAAAUCAAGAGAAUUAGAGAGGUUGCUGAGUUGUACGAAGAACUGAAGACUAGAAUCUCCCAGUUCAACAUGUAUGUUGAUUCCCGGCGGCCUGUCAUGGACCAAGAGUAUGUCUAUAAGCAGCGCUUCAUCCUGCAGGUUGUGCUGGCAGGUGCUUUUUAUCCAAAUUACUUCACUUUUGGGCAGCCUGACGAAGAGAUGGCAGUGCGGGAGCUGGCGGGCAAAGACCCAAAGACCACCGUUGUGCUGAAGCACAUCCCUCCCUAUGGGUUUCUCUACUACAAACAACUGCAGUCUCUCUUCAGACAGUGCGGCCAAGUCAAAUCCAUCGUGUUUGAUGGCGCGAAAGCCUUUGUGGAGUUUUCACGGAAUCCGACAGAGAGGUUUAAAACUCUCCUCGCGGUGUACAUGGCAAUUAAGAUGUCUCAGCUCAAAGUCUCCCUUGAACUCAGCGUUCACUCUGCAGAGGACAUUGAAGGGAAGGUGCUCGGAGGGGCGGUGUCAAAGCUCAGGAACACAAGGGUGAAUGUGGACUUCCAGAAGCAGACGGUAGAUCCCAUGCAAGUCUCCUUCAACACGCUGGACGGAUCCCAGAUGGUCACAGAUCUCCUUUUAACAAUCGAUGUCACAGAGGUGGUUGAAGUGGGGCACUUUUGGGGAUAUAGGAUUGACGAAAAGAACUCCGAGAUUCUCAAGAAGCUCACUGCUGAAAUAAACUGCCUGAAGUUGCUGCCCUUGGCCGUCCACCCGCACCCGGACUUGGUCUGUCUGGCUCCUUUCGCUGAUUUUGAUAAAGAAAGCUACUUCAGAGCGCAGAUCCUUUAUGUUUCUGGAGAUUCCGCUGAGGUCUUCUUCGUGGACUACGGCAACCGGGCUCACGUCGCUCUGCAUCUCCUGAUGGAGAUGCCCUGUCAGUUUCUGGAGCUGCCGUUUCAGGCCCUGGAAUUUAAGAUUUGCAAAAUGCGCCCAUCCGCAAGGUCUCUGGUGUGUGGCGAGCCCUGGAGCAGCGGGGCCAGCCAGCGGUUUGCCUCCCUGGUCAGCGGCUGCGCCCUCCUGGUGAAGGUCUUCUCUGUUGUGCACAGCGUCCUGCAUGUGGACGUGUACCGCUGCUCGGGGGUCCAGGAUGCCGUCAACAUCCGAGACGUCCUGGUCACUGAGGGCCACGCCGAGCUGGCCGAGGAGCCCUAUGCGUCCAAGCAAAACCAUGAAGUUCUCAAGGGUCUCUUUUCCAAAUCAGUAGAGAGCGUGACAGACAGGUCUGUGCCAUCCCCGGUAAAAGAUGAUGAAAAGUAUCUGCUCCGGGUUCUGUUAGAGAGCUUUUCUUCCAACAAACUGGGUCACCCGAACUGCAAGGCGAUACUUCAUGGGCCGUUUAACCCUUAUGAACUGAAGUGUCAUAGUCUGACCAGAAUAUCCAAGUUCAGGUGUGUGUGGAUCGAGAAGGAGAGCAUCAACUCUGUCGUCGUCAGCGACAGCCCUGAAGAACACCAGAGAGUGCUGGUCGCAGCCUCCCUGUCGGUCAACGCCACGGGGUCCACGAUGCUGCUGAGGGAGACCUCCCUGAUGCCGCACAUCCCCGGCCUCCUGGCCCUCCUCAGCAUGCUGUUCACGCCAGUGAUGGAGCUAAGGGUUGAUCGAGAGGGAAAGUGUUACACUGGAGCCCUCUGUGGUUUGGGGUGGAGCCCGACCACAGGGGCCCCUGUCCUGCCGGAGCACGACAUAGAGCUGGCGUUUGACGUGCAGCUCGGCGUGGAGGACGUCGUGGAGGUUAAUAUUCUCAGGGCCGCUGUUAACAAGCUGGCAUGUGACGGACCACACGGACCCAAGCGUCUUGGGCCUGAAGGGAUCGCACAGUUGCAGGAUGACGCGCGUCAGAAACUUCUGGGUUUGUUCUGUCAGUUGAAACCAAGAGAGAGAAUUGUCCCUAAGUGGCAUGAAAAGCCGUAUGAGUGGAAUCAGGUUGAUCCGAAGCUGGUCAUGGAGCAGACUGACAGGGCGAGCAGCAGCAGCAAGAACACCUUCCUAUACCAGCUGCACAAACUCAUUGUCCUCAGUACCUAGAUGUGCUGCGGUGGUGUUCUAGCUCCUCCUGGGGACGCUCAGAGGCCGAUAAAGGCUCCAUCCACCACCUGCCUUCCUCUGAUCUGAGUGUCAUGGUCUGUCUGCUGCGUCUGAAAGGCCUUCUCUGUCCUGGCCCCUCUUCUCUUUGGCUGGUGGCCGGAGAGUGGUGUUUCUGUUCAGGUGGGAAGGAUUGGAAAGCCUGGUCUUUUCUAGAAACAGAAAAUCACUGUAUUAAACAUUUCGGGAAAAAUUAUUCUGAAAGAAGAUUUUGUUUGGAAAAAGAGCUAUAUUUUGCAGUAAAUUUCUUUAAGGUAGCUAAUGUCCGUGUAAGGUUCCAGAGUGUGCUUGUAUGUUCUAUUUUGUUACAGAGACUUAAACCUGGGGUACAGGAAAAACUAGGGCUCCCAGUUUAGCCCAAGGGAAAAGCCCUGGUUUUUUUGUUUGUUUCUAUUUUUCAAAAACCAUGUUGCAUUUUUCUGACUUUUUUUCCAUGGGGGAAGAUACCUAAUUUUGGUUAAAACUACUUCAUUUUUGUAUGUUUUAGAUUUUCACUUAAGUUUCAAUUCUUGGUACACAUUUUGGAAAUUAGAGAUUAUCUGGCCACUAGUAUAUCUAUGUUAAAACAAUAAAAGCAUGAGACUAAGUUUGUUUAUGACA
This is a messenger RNA of Camelus dromedarius (Arabian camel), 4810 nucleotides long. RefSeq names its product tudor domain containing 9 (gene TDRD9). NCBI's taxonomy places the organism in Eukaryota, Metazoa, Chordata, Mammalia, Artiodactyla, Camelidae. The record is from RefSeq and is a predicted model, not a curated record. Gene Ontology annotation, molecular function: ATP binding; helicase activity; RNA binding. Gene Ontology annotation, cellular component: intracellular anatomical structure. The coding region runs from base 20 to 4153 and encodes 1377 amino acids. The transcript has 36 exons.